AUGGACAACACUUCACAGGACAACGGCCUCAACGACACAACCUGCAACAACACUGACUACAGCUACAAAUUUCAUUUUUUUUCCUUGUUUGGCGAUUUCAGUGUUGGUGAAGUUGGAUUCAUCCAGUUUGUUGGGACAUGCCUAGUCAUUUGUCUCGGCCUUCCUUUGACCCUCGGGGCCAUCUAUGGUCUUUUCUCUCUGGUGAGAAAUGGUGAAGUUGCUCCGAUCUACGUCAUCAACCUUCUCAUCUCUGACCUCAUUCAGUUCUGCUGCAUGAUCGCUGAGGUGGCAGGGCCUAAGAACUGCAACGUGUUCAUUUCGGAGUACUGGAUGAUAUUUCAGGUCUUCAUCUAUAUUUACGACUACAGUCUGUUUGCCAGUGUUGGCUUCAUGGUGUGCAUCGCUCUGGAAAGGUAUUUGGUCAUCGUCCACCCACUGUGGUACCGCUGCAGACGAACCAUCAAGACCUCUGUGCUGGUCUGUGUCCUGGUCUGGAUACUUCCUGUUGUCCAGUUCCUCAUUGAGCGUUUCUAUUAUACUUACAGUUUCCACAUAGUCAUUUACAUCAUAUUUUACCUCCUUCCUCUCCCACUGAUCAUAUUCUUCCUGAUUGCAACCCUCAAAGCCCUGUAUGCUUCCAUCUCGGUCCCAAAUGCCGAAAAAGGACGAAUUGCAGGAAUGUUGAUCCUGGUGCUGCUGAUUUACAUGCUGCUGUUCCUGCCCACCAUCAUUGUGACUGUGUACUGGUACAGUUACUUUAUCAAAACAAAUGUAGACAACCCACAUCUUGAACGUCUCCUCUACCUGGCUCCUAUGUUUCUUAAGUUGAGUCCUCUGGCAGACUUAGUUCUGUAUAUGUUGCUGAGGAAAGGGACCAUACGCCAGCUUUCAGACUGUUUGUGUCGCUGCAGAACAGACAGCAAUGAAAUCAGCUCUGUAACUGUGAACAUGCUGCAGUCAGUUUAUGUGCUCAUCAUGGAUGUUUUACUGAAUGGGACCAAGAGGGACCAGAACCUGGUUCUUUGGACUGUUUGGACCCAAAGAGGGGUCAUGGGCCUUUUACAUGUCUGGACCCAGGGGCCCGUUGAGCCCUCAUUCAUCUAUUCUGGGCUCCAGGUGUGCAGCUCUGCUCUGGACUGCUCUGGCCACGCCCACUCUCUACCUGAAAAGAGGAAGUGUGGAUUAACAUCCACCUGCUGCACGUCACCACUCAGACACAUCAGACGCUGGAGGAGAGAAGUCCUUCUGCUCGUCAGCAGCUUCACAGGGAGGGAGUUCCAGAGGGUUGGGGCAGCAGUGGAAAAGGCUCUGUCCUCAUUGGUGCGGUGCUUGGUCCUGGUGAUGGGGGUCAGAAGACUGGCAUCGGAAGAUCUGAGGUUGCGGGUGGAGGAGUGA
Molecule: messenger RNA, 1395 nt
Organism: Centropristis striata (black sea bass)
Lineage: Eukaryota; Metazoa; Chordata; Actinopteri; Perciformes; Serranidae
Product: G-protein coupled receptor 4-like
Exons: 5
Coding region: 1-1395 (464 amino acids)
Biological process (GO): G protein-coupled receptor signaling pathway
Cellular component (GO): membrane
Molecular function (GO): G protein-coupled receptor activity
Source: RefSeq, a predicted model, not a curated record